Danaus chrysippus (African queen) is the source of this 510-nucleotide messenger RNA. The record is from the annotation of a GenBank genome assembly. Lineage: Eukaryota; Metazoa; Arthropoda; Insecta; Lepidoptera; Nymphalidae.
AUGGUACAUAUAGGUGGUAAAAGACAAAUCAAGUUCCAAAGUAAUUCCUCCAAUAUUUUGCCGCCUUUAGGAAAGCAAGACGGAAGCACACACCCGUGUAAGAGUGAACAUUGCGGUGGCGGCGUUGGAAGGAAUAUCGCUGAGGCUUUAUGGAGAAUGAGAAAUGGUCGCGUGCGUCUGCUUACGGCUAUUGGAAAUGAUGAAGACGGGAAUUAUUUACACAAUAUAGCACCAGGAUUGAUACUUGAUGGCAAGUUAUAUAACAGUUGCGUGAUAAAUAAUGCGCGCACAGCUAAAUAUGCAGCGGUUUUUGAUGGUAAAGGUGAAUGUAUUUUGGGACUGGGCGAUAUGGACAUACAUGAAUGCAUAAGUAUUGAUCUCGUCGAAAAACAUCUAGAUAUGUUGAAAAAGGCGCCAUUGAUUGUACUAGACGGCAACAUACCCAUCUCAACUAUGGAAUACAUACUCAAAAUAUGUGACCAAUACAAAAAACCAGGUAUGUUCAUAUGA